ACAAACGUAACGCCACUUAUAUCAUAAAUACAUCAUGAUUUCGGCUCGAUGUCUGAACGCUGCGCAUUUCAGUGCACUGUAGGUGUUUUACGUGAUUUUACAGAAGAUAUGGAUUCUCCUGUGCACCUGUGAGUGUCUCCGGUUCGCAGUUCGAGUCCGGUGCGGCAAUCGUGUCCGUCCGCUCGUGUUCUGCGUCCACGUCCGCUCUAACUUCAUCGCAUUGCAUUCGCCGUGGGCGACCGAUCGACGGACAUCCAGGACAUCUGAGCCGGUUGCAGGUUGCAGUCUUAAUAACGAUUCUUCCGACAACGGAUCAGCCAACUUGGCAACCAACAGCAGCUCGAGGGUUUUGAGUCUUGCCUGGCAGAAUGGUCUCCAAAUGGUCGAGGCAGUCGAUUGUUCUGAAAAGUGGCCCACAAAAUAAUAUCCGCUUAAAAAAAGCCUAGAGAGAUUGACUUACGGAAGUGCGAGGACAUAUCACUUGAUUGGUUUUGAUAUCCGCAAGAAUGGACAAUCUGCUGAAAGAGCUGGAGGCUCUGAAAAUUAGGGGUGAUUUCUUCGAGGAUAAUUCCUCGUGGACACCAUGCGUAGACUUGAUUCAGAAGAGUUUUGUACCGCAAAGAACAGUCGGGGUAGAGCGUCCGUGUGAGGAGAAAGAUUUUAGAGAAUAUAGGCUCGUUGUAGAAAGAAACUUGCAUAACGUCAGGUCUAUGCUACUACAUAUUUCUAGCAGAAGAAUUUCCAGGGAGAGACACUUUCAGCUGAGCAAUGCCACAGGGAUGGUUAGAACGUUUGGUAUGAAUCUAUUGCUGCUCAUUGGAGAACAUAGCGAAAAGAAUAUUUGGAACACAGCUGAGUGUGUUUCUAUUUCCAAAGAAUUACUUGCUAGUUUCUGUGACCUGUACGUCUGCCAAAGUAUUUCCCAAUUUUUGUCAGAGAAUGAGAAUUUGCGUAACUUGUUGCUGAUGUUAAGACCUAAAUUAUUAAAAGAUACCUGGAAAACUUAUCCAUCAGCAGUAGCAUGUUAUAGAUGGUUUUUGCAAGAGACAGAAAAACCAGUUUUAUUUAAUUAUAUCGGAGAUGUCUUGCCAACUGCAUUAAUUAUUCUUGAUGACUAUUUUCCCGAUAAUGUAUUAAUAGGCCUGGAAUGUAUUUAUCAGAUUAUUCAGCAUUCUUAUAUGAAAAAAGGACUGAUAGAUUCUGGCUAUGCUAAACUGAUUUAUCACGCCUUGCAACUUUUAACUCAUCAAAAGGAAGCAAAAUACAUUAUUCCUUUGUAUUCCUGUAUGGCCAGUCUUUUAGCUACUAUGGAACAUUGGGAUAAUACUAUAAAUCUAUUUGAGUGGACAACACGUGAUGAAGUUCUCUCAACUUUGAUAGAGAACAUGGAAUUUGAACAGAAUAUUGAAUUACGGCAUGUAUAUAUGUUGAGUUUACCUCAACUCAUUACAAAUAUAGGCUGUGCCAAAUGGUGUGGAGCGCUCAUUCGCAUACUUACCGAGUACUGCGAACAUCACACAGAUUUAAGGACGUUAAAGGCGACAUUGGAGAUGGCAAAGACGUUCCUCUUGAUGUUUCGUCUGCGAGUAGCUGCACAUUGUGCCCCACUUUAUACUGUAUUCUUGAAGUUGCAUUUUGAUCUGACGGAGACACCGGUGUUCGAUCGAGCUAUCAUGCAAAAUCUGGAAGAUUGCAUUUGCAUGUUGUACCAGCUAUCACCGAAUGUAGGCUAUACGGUAAUUAAUGACGAUCGAAUGCGUUCGGUGCUCAACAGUAGUUUGCUGGUCGUAUGCCAGGGUGGUGAUAUUAAAUAUUUCGAAUAAUUUAUGAAAUGUGCGACAGUCGCACGUAUUUGUAUAUACAGUGUAUUCUAUAUAAUGUGUGUGGAAAAAAUGCGUUGAUAGAAAUAUUAUAUUCUCGUGCAAACUUCUAGUUCAGAGAUAAAAGU
This is a messenger RNA of Trachymyrmex cornetzi, 1948 nucleotides long. Its product is annotated as TELO2-interacting protein 2. The transcript is spliced from 6 exons. Gene Ontology annotation, cellular component: nucleus; TTT Hsp90 cochaperone complex; cytosol. The record is from RefSeq and is a predicted model, not a curated record. NCBI's taxonomy places the organism in Eukaryota, Metazoa, Arthropoda, Insecta, Hymenoptera, Formicidae. The coding region runs from base 507 to 1823 and encodes 438 amino acids.